Parnassius mnemosyne (clouded apollo) is the source of this 4589-nucleotide messenger RNA. Lineage: Eukaryota; Metazoa; Arthropoda; Insecta; Lepidoptera; Papilionidae. The record is from the annotation of a GenBank genome assembly.
AGAGGGCGCUUUAAAUCGCUCAGCCACGUAAGUCAGGGUCGUAUUUUCCUUCAUUGUGUUAUUUUAUUACAAUAAUUUCACUAUUCGGGAUAAUAUGUGAGAAUGAUAUAACAUCACACACAGUGUACAAUAAGUUUCUUGUGUUGUAACGUAUCUCCGUCUUCGAUUAAAGAAUCAUGUCAAACGUACAACCAAGUUCGUACAACAAUACCUCGGGAGUACCACAGACAAAUGUGAACCCUGGACUGCAGUAUUCAAGCCAAUUUAAUGCACAGUCUCAGCAGCCAAUAUUGAAACAAGAUGCAAACUCAAAUAGCCCUGUGCCAGGAUUUGUUAGUCCUACCAACCAAGGACAAAUUACUCAGUUUAGCCAGAGUGCAAGUAGUUCACCCGCCUUUAAUCAUCCAGGAAUAAUACCUCAACCAUUAUCUGGAUUUAAUUCUUCAUCAAUAGGACUAUCAAUCAAACCUGGUCUUGCAACUUCAAAUCAGAACAUUUCUCAAAACAUUCCUGCAUCUGUACCUAACUCUAGUUCUAUUAAUAAUUCUAAUUCUUCACCAUACCAUCCAAAAUAUCAACAACAGCUUCAGAUAAAUGACAAUGCACCACCUCUUAUUCCAUCUAGUCAGUUUAACCAAUCAAUAAUUAAUGGUCCGCCAUUGAGCUCUUCUCCCAUGAGUCAACCAUUACCUCAGCAGUUGACAUCAAGUUCUUAUAGUCCUAUGACUAAUAGACCUGUGAAUUCUAAUAUUGCAUCUGGACCAAUAAACCCCACUGCAUCCCAAUACCAAUCUAGCUUUCCUCCUUCAUCUUUACCGCCUGGGUCUUUCACUAGUCAACCAAGUAUGCCAUAUUCACGGCCGCCACUUACUGGACAUCCAAGAAAUAGUCCUUUGUUUGGUCCACCGAUGAAUGUACCCCCCACCUCCAGUGGGCAGCCUAUGGGCUUAGUUGGACCUCCAAGACCAAUUGGGCUUAAUGGACCUACUGGUAAUAUGCCUGGCCAGUCUGUAGGACCACCUCAGAGUAUAGGGCCUGUAGGUGGUCCUCCUUCUGGACCAACAUCUUUACCCCAUCUAUCAAUGAAACCACCUUCUGGAACUCAUAUUCUUAAUCAACAAUAUCCUGGUCAACAAUACAAUGGUCCUUUGGGAUUAGGUCAAACAACACCUUCAUCAGCUGGACCAAUGACAUCUAAAACAUAUAGUGGACCUACAAGUUUGCAGAUGGGACAACAAGUACAGCCGCAAGUCCAAAGUUUGCCACAAAUGGGUAAAUCUGCUAAUGCCUCACCAGGCCCUCCAGUGGGUUUGACUGGACCACCGAGGUCUAAUAUACAGAGUCGAUACCCUCAAAUGCCUCCAAGUGGUUACACUAACCAUCAACAACCACAAGCGCAACCCCAGGGAGUCAGCAAGCAACCUCCGUCACCUUACACUCCGCAAGGAAUUACACAACAAAUGGGUCAACUGAGUGUGACGAAACAAGGAUUUGAUCAACUCUGGGGGCACCAGAUGGUAGACCUGAUGCAGAGUAGACAUAUCCUUCCAGAAUACCCUGAAGAUCCACCAGAGAUAAGGCUUGGUCAUCAGUUUGCUGAUGCUCCCAAUUGCAGUCCUGAAAUUUUUCGAUGUACAAUAAACCGUAUACCGGAGACCAAUUCGUUACUACAGAAGUGCAGACUGCCGCUGGGAAUUCUAAUUCAUCCUUUCAAGGAUCUUGAUUCUUUGCCGGUGAUACAGUGCACGACGAUAGUCCGUUGUCGCGCGUGUCGUACCUACAUCAACCCGUUCGUGUACUUUGUGGACUCGAAGCGAUGGAAGUGCAACCUUUGUUACAGGGUCAACGACUUGCCCGAAGAGUUCCAGUACGACCCAGUCAGUAAAUCGUACGGAGAGCCAACGCGACGUCCGGAAAUUAAAUCGGCGACGAUCGAGUUCAUCGCGCCCGGCGAGUAUAUGCUGCGCCCGCCGCAACCCGCCGUGUACCUGUUCCUCUUCGAUGUAUCGCAGAUAGCAAGGGACUCCGGAUACUUGCAGGUGGUGUGUGACACGCUGAAGGAGAAGUUAGAGGAGUUGCCUGGCGAUGCGCGGACGCAAGUUGGCUUCAUCUGCUAUGACGCACAUGUGCACUACUAUCUCAUGGGCGAAGGCCUUACGAGGCCCAAAGAGAUGACCGUGCUCGAUAUCGAUGAUGUAUUUUUGCCAUCACCUGAAUCCUUGUUGGUGAAUCUGGGUGAAUGUCGUGAGAUGAUAAAGGAGUUGUUAACUGUUUUGCCUAAGAGGUAUUCUACUCCAGGAGUACCAGUGUCAGCCCUAGGAGCCGCCUUGCUAGCGGCAUACAAGCUAAUGGCUCCAACUGGAGGACGUAUCACAGUAUUCCAAACUUGUCUCCCUAACAUCGGACCGGGAGCUUUGCAAUCAAGAGAAGAUCCGAAUGCUCGGUCAUCGAAAGAAGUUGCCCACUUAAACCCAGCUAGCGACUUCUACAAGCGGCUGGCGUUAGACUGCAGUGGAGCACAGGUUGCAGUAGACUUGUUUCUGCUCAGUUCGCAGUACUGCGAUCUUGCCACACUCAGCGGAAUGAGCAAGUUCAGCGCUGGCACAGUAUACCACAUCCCAUUGUUCCGGGCAGCUCGCAACUGGCAGGCUGAACAACUGACGCGUAUGCUUACGCGAUACCUCACCAGGAAGAUCGGGUUUGAAGCUGUCAUGCGGGUCAGAUGUACGAGGGGCAUUUCAAUUCACACGUUCCACGGCAAUUUCUUCGUCCGCUCUACGGAUCUGCUGUCUUUACCAAAUGUUUCACCUGAUGCUGGUUUCGGAAUGCAGCUGACGAUAGAAGAAUCACUGUCGGACUUGCAACAAGUUUGCUUCCAAGCUGCUUUGCUGUACACUAGUAGUAAAGGUGAAAGAAGAAUACGUGUUCAUACGCUAGCGUUACCUAUAGCGAGCAAUUUGACUGAAGUACUGCACGCGGCGGACCAACAGUGUAUCAUAGGCUUGCUAAGUAAAAUGGCGGUGGAUCGAUGCGCGUCGGCGUCGAUGUCGGAAGCGCGCGAAGCGCUGAUGAACGUGGCGGUGGACGCGCUUUCGGCACACAGGCUGUCGCAGAACCUGCCGGCGGGCAACGUGAGCAGCGCGCUGUACGCGCCUGCCUCGCUGCGCCUGCUGCCGCUCUACUUGCUGGCCUUACUCAAGCGGAAAGCGUUCCGCACGGGCACGUCGACACGUCUCGACGAGCGCGUGGCGGACAUGUGCGCGCUGAAGUCGCUGCCGCUGUCGCAGCUGAUGCGCCUGGUGUACCCCGAGCUGUACGCGCUGCACGACCUGAGCGAGCACGCGUCGCGCCCCGAGGAGGACGACGACGACGAGCCCACGCCGGAGCCCCCGCGCCUGCACCUCUCCGCCGAACGGAUCAGUUCGAAUGGCGCGUACCUGUUGGACGACGGCGAGACGAUGAUCAUCUACGUGUGCUGCAACGUGAGCGCGGCGUUCCUGUCGGAGACGUUCGGCGUGGCCGCGUUCAGCCAGCUGGCAGACGAGGCGCGCAGCGUGCCGCGCCUGCAGACCGCCGGCAGCCGCCUGCUGCACGCGCUGCUCGACCGCCUCAACGAGGAGCGGCCCUACCCCGCCGGCCUGCUCGUGCUCAGGGAUAACUCACCAUCACGGCAACAGUUCAUCGAGCGCUUAGUGGACGACAGAGUUGAGUCCGCGUUCUCCUACUACGAGUUCUUACAACACGUGAAGAAUCAAGUGAAAUGAGUCGAGAGUGACUUGUGAGUGACUUCACAAUUCCGCGCUAUGGCUGGACACUUAUACAUGUGCUAGCACUAGUUAGAAUACGAUACGAACAUUAUAGUGAUAUUUGGAAUUUUAUCGCGACACUGCCCUUAAUACAUCCUAAUCAACUGUUUUAAUAUUCAAAUGGUAGCUUUGCGAUAGAUGAAAGAACGGCUUUGUUGUAUAUUGCUUGGAAAUUUGAUUAAAUUGGGAUUGGUCGAUGUCAAUAAAUGUUGUUGGUGUUUUGCGGGAGUUUAAAGAUUUCUGAUAGUCUCAUGAACGAUUUAGAAUCAAAACAAUAUUACUUCGUAGUGGUUUUCAGUUUACGAUAAAUUUUUAUACACCAUUGAAUUUUUUAGAUAUGGUAAAAUAUUUUAAAUUAUUAUAUUUUUUAGGUUAAAUUCAAAUGAUUGAGGCUAUCAAGAAGUUAUAUAUAGUAUGUUUACGAUUGUUUAGAUAGUAUGAAAUAGUAUGAAUGAAAUUGUAUUAUAAAAUCGACUAUGAUGAAAUAAAUAUUUAAAUUACCAAAAAAAAUGAUUGUAAAUUGUUACCUUAUUCAGUGGGUUCUUGGAAAAUUGUAUUCGUUACAAAUUCCGUAAUUAGAUUAUACACACUCGAAAGGUAUGUCGCUUAAAAACAUCGUGAAAUGGAACAAAUGGUAUAGAUGCCUUUUAUAACCUUCAAAUUCCUUUUUUAUAUAAAUAUUUCUUAUCUUAAAGUUAUAGUAAUAAAUAUAUAGAUAGUCAUAUAUAAAUAGUUAUGGCCCAACCAGAAGAGUGAAAACUUUAUGAACUCAAGUUUUCUAUG